CUGAAAUUAAAGACAUGCGCCAUCCACCACCAGCAGGUUCUGAGUUGCUGUGUGUGGCAGUGGGCUGAAGCUGAACAUAUAGGCUGCUAGUAACUUUUAUUGGGUUCAGAGACCAGUGAAGCUCAGAUAACUGCAGGACAGCUAGGAAACCAAACCAUAGCGUUUUUCUUUCUGCUUCAGGCAGGAAGCAGAACUUGUUCCCACUCUACAGUCUAUAAAUCUGAGGCUAUCUCCUUAGGGAAGAUCCAGGCGGUCCCUUGGGGCGGCUCCUCAGUUAGUCCUUUGCCCUCGGGGAGACAGCGAGCCCGAUCGGACUUCCCACUUCCCGGAAAGGCUGGAGAGAAGAGUGUGUAUCCUGGGACGGGGGGAGUCCCUUUCCCCGCCCCUCCCCGCCCCGUGGCCGCGGCGUGGCUGAGCCCGGGGCGGAGCUGGCGUCUCCGCGAGCACUGGCGGCGGGACGGCGGCCGCGGCCCAGAGCAGACUGGUGUGGAUAGACGCUGAGACCGGCCCGGCGGGAUCACAGGCAGGAGGACGACCCGGCGCGCUGCGGUGUGGCCGCAGGGACAGAGACCUGGAGCUGUCCACUCAGGCGGAGCGGGGCAUCUUCAGGUCCCUGUGCCUAGACAUCCAGCUUUACCUGCCUGGCCAUGGCACUGUGUUUGAAGCAAGUGUUUGCUAAGGACAAGACGUUCCGGCCCCGGAAGCGCUUCGAGCCUGGCACACAGCGCUUUGAGCUAUAUAAGAAAGCACAAGCUUCACUCAAGUCCGGCCUGGACCUUCGGAGUGUGGUGAGGCUGCCGCCUGGCGAGAGCAUCGAUGACUGGAUUGCUGUGCAUGUGGUGGACUUCUUCAACCGUAUCAACCUCAUCUAUGGCACCAUGGCUGAGCACUGCAGUGAAACCAGCUGCCCAGUCAUGGCUGGUGGGCCCCGCUAUGAGUACCGCUGGCAGGACGAGCGUCAGUACCGAAGGCCUGCCAAGCUCUCAGCACCCCGCUAUAUGGCAUUGCUCAUGGACUGGAUCGAGGGUCUCAUCAACGAUGAGGAUGUCUUUCCUACACGUGUUGGAGUUCCCUUCCCCAAGAACUUCCAGCAGGUCUGCACCAAGAUCCUGACCCGACUCUUCCGAGUCUUUGUUCAUGUCUACAUCCACCAUUUCGACAGCAUCCUCAGCAUGGGGGCGGAGGCACAUGUGAACACCUGCUAUAAGCACUUUUACUACUUCAUCCAGGAGUUCAGCCUGGUGGACCAGAGGGAACUAGAGCCACUGAGGGAGAUGACAGAACGGAUCUGUCACUGAGUCCAGAUCUGAAUGUUGUUGCCUACCAGAUGGAUCAUCUGAACACAGUGUAGCUGGGAAAGGGGACCCUUAGGAGCCUGUUGGUAGAGAAAUCUGAAGGCCUACUGAAGACUCAACACCUCUGGACUUCUCAGAAGUCUAUCCGUGUCCCAGAAUGCAUGGAGAAGGGAGGGCUUCAAGUGGGCCAUAGAAGAAAAGGAGUUUAUCCCCUUAUAUUAAGUCCAAGAGUAGGGUAAGCUACCAGGUUUCUGCUCUGAAACUUCACCCUUUUACCCUAUCAAGAUGGUUCCCUAAUCCAUCGGGAAAUAUGAAUGUGGCUGAAGUGAUGGCAAGAAAAUUAUACAGAGUGAGUGCCUGCACCUGAGUAAGCAGGUGUGUGUGUGUGUGUGUGUGUGUGUGUGUGUGUGUGUGUGUGUGUGUGUAUGUGAUUGUGGGAUUUAUCUGAGAGAUCCACAUCCUUCCAGACACAUAGUAGGCCCUCAUGAUGGAUGAAUGGAUAGAUGGAUGGAUGGAUGGAUAGAUGGAUGGAUGGAUAGAUGGAUGGAUGGAUGGAUGGAUGGAUGGAUGGAUGGAUUGAAUGGAUGGAUGAUGGAUGGAUGGGUAGCUAGAUGGAGAGGUUGACUGUAAGUCCAUUAUAGUAAUGACAGCUUAGUGACCCAACUCUGACCAUGUGUACAAGUAUACAAAAUGUGUGUGUAGAUGGAAUUGUACCUCUGAAUCUUCUAGACUACCAUCUUCUAUCAACAUGAGUCCCUGGCAUUUGAGUGGAGGUUAGACAGUACAGCUUUGCCCUGAGUUCCUUAAACCUCUGACUUAGCACCAUGUGGGCUGAAUUGCUCAGCCAAGGAUAUCUAUGAAUUGUCAAUUCACUCAUCUCUGCCUCCAGAAGAGCCUGUAAUCAUUAAGCCUCUGAGCCAGGCAGUGGUAGCUCACACCUUUAAUCCCAGCACUUAGGAGACAGAGGCAGAUUGGAUCUUUGAGUUCGGGGCCAGCCUGAUCUACAGAGUGAGUUCCAGGGCUACAUAGAGAAACCCUGUCUCAAAACAAAACAAAACAAAACUGAGCAAACAAAUGGUAAGCCUCUUGAAGGUUGGGAUGGAUCCCUCAGGGUCCCCUGGAUCUUGAACUUGGACACAGGAUACUUCAGUCUCAAACCUAGAACCUACUGACAUGACUGAAGGCCAGCACAACAUAGCCCUCUAGACCAGGGAGCCACUGGAACUUGAAUUGGAGAAUCCAGAAUCUUUUCUUCUAUCUCAAGACAAUGAGGAUCAUACAACUGUUGGAGACAUUCCCAUCCUAAAAACACCUGCCUCAGACCAACCUCCUGAUACAGUCAAGGCUUCUUGGCUUUCUAAGCACAGCUAUCCAGAGAGGCUAGGAUGCUUGUUCAGUAGCCAUUACUCAGUACCUCCAUGCUGAGCCCUGUACACAGACUCACAGGUAGGGAAAUAGGUUUCUGCCCUUCCAGAGCCUUUAUCCUCAGAGGCCAGGAUGAGAACAAGAAGUCACAUAAGAAUAUUGUCUCUGUCUCUCAAUAUGCAUUGGAGGAAACUGAAACCAGUUAAAAAUCCAAGGUUCUUGACUUCUACUCUGGGGCCUGCUGAUUGUGACACUGAGAUUCGUGUGCAAAUAGAGGUUGUCAGACACUCUCCAGGACACAACUGUUUCUGCUUUGAGUAAGGAUUUCUAGCCUGACGCCAGAAAACCCUACCACACCCUGGGUUGACUAGAGAUGGCUGCUGAGUCAAGCCUCCAAAACCAGGCCCCUUCUUAUGACUGAGGAACUGCCUGCCUUCCAGAAAAACAGCUGGGGCUCUCUGGGGCAGCAGGACCUGGAAUGUCUCUGCUGGGCCCAGAAAAGUCCCCAAGGGAAACACGCUGGUCUGCAGCUUUGGCAGUGGCUCAGAACUGAGGACAGUGGGAGAUUCCCUCACGGUGGGCUACAGAAUAUAUUCUGAAUUCUAGGCUGUGAAAAGGGACCACGGGGGUUGGGGGGAGGGAAAUCUAUUUUUAUGAAAGAGGAAGGAUUUUAUUAUUUUUUGGU
This is a messenger RNA of Arvicanthis niloticus (Nile rat), 3345 nucleotides long. It is a transcript of the gene Mob3c, whose product is annotated as MOB kinase activator 3C. The record is from RefSeq and is a predicted model, not a curated record. NCBI's taxonomy places the organism in Eukaryota, Metazoa, Chordata, Mammalia, Rodentia, Muridae.